AUGUCUGACUCAACUUGCGAAGGCGAUUUUUGUGAACUUCCAAAAAAGGGUUUUGCCUCUAACGAUGAUAAUAGUAUUAGUGAUAGCCACGGAUCUUCACGACCAACACCUUAUGGGGGUGUCAUCCAAAGAAACCCUCAAUCAAUAGAUUCAGAAACAACAAAGGACAACAUUCCACUAGCUUUACUUAACGAUCCUCUUUUAUCACAAAUAACUUUACAGGAUGGGAAUGGCAACAAUGUGCCAGUUUCGACCAUUGCUGAUAAUAAUAAAAUCAUUGGUUUUUAUUUUGGUGCUACUUGGUGUCCACCAUAUCGGUCAGAAGCAGCAUUCGAGGAUUAUGUAUGCACUAAACCUUGGCUUAAUAUACCAUACAAACAGGAAUCAUUACGUCAAUCUCUUAUGUCAAGAUGGUCCGUUUCCGUGAUCCCUACUUUAGUAAUUUAUAACCCUGCUGCUGCCACGAACAAAGUUGUUACCACAUGGGGUAAAAGUGCUGUGCUAAAAAAUCCCGAUCAUUGUAUAGAGGAAUGGAGACAAGGAAAUCAUGGCAUUAGUUGGUUACAGUUAUUGAAAGGAAGCGCCACCAGUUUAACUUUUUGGAUUGUUGUCAUAUUUUUUGUCGUUUAUUUUUUCAAUAAUCUAUUCGACUAUUAA
Molecule: messenger RNA, 657 nt
Organism: Ambispora leptoticha
Lineage: Eukaryota; Fungi; Glomeromycota; Glomeromycetes; Archaeosporales; Ambisporaceae
Source: the annotation of a GenBank genome assembly